Molecule: messenger RNA, 1389 nt
Organism: Pipra filicauda (Wire-tailed manakin)
Lineage: Eukaryota; Metazoa; Chordata; Aves; Passeriformes; Pipridae
Gene: CHST4
Product: carbohydrate sulfotransferase 4
Exons: 2
Coding region: 33-1211 (392 amino acids)
Biological process (GO): carbohydrate metabolic process; N-acetylglucosamine metabolic process; keratan sulfate proteoglycan biosynthetic process
Cellular component (GO): Golgi membrane
Molecular function (GO): N-acetylglucosamine 6-O-sulfotransferase activity
Source: RefSeq, a predicted model, not a curated record
UCAAGAGGACUUUGCUAAGGUCCUUUGCAACCAUGGUGAAGUCUAAAAGAGUGCAUGUGCUCCUGAUCCUGGUAGUUCUAUCCUUCCUCCUGAUCCACUUCCUGCCCUGCAGCAACAAUGCCCCCAUGGAAGAAAAACCUUCUCCAGUCCACAUCCUCAUUCUCUCCACCUGGCGAUCAGGAUCUUCCUUCACUGGACAAAUCUUCAGCCAGCACCCCAGCGUUUUCUACCUGAUGGAGCCCGCAUGGCAUGUCUGGGUUAAGAUGUCCCAGAACAGUGCCAAAGUCUUACACAUGGCAGUGCGGGACUUAGUUAGGUCGGUCUUUCUGUGUGACAUGUCUGUAUUUGAUGCUUACAUGUCUAGCCAGAAGAAAAAGUCCGAUUUAUUUCAAUGGGAGACAAGCCGAGCCUUGUGCUCCCCACCUGCCUGCGACUUGUUCAGUCGCACUGACAUAAUCACUGCAGGCAAUUGCAAAAGGAUCUGUAGCAAGUACCCAUUCAGCAAGGUGGAGGAAGCUUGUAAAACCUACAGCCAUGUUGCCAUCAAGGAGGUUCGAUUCUUUGACCUGAAAGUCCUUUACCCCCUUCUCACUGAUCCAUCCCUGAACAUCAAAAUUAUUCACUUGGUCCGUGAUCCCCGGGCUGUGUUCAGGUCCCGCGAGAAGACAGCGGCAGACCUGAAACGUGACAGUAACAUUAUUGUGGGGUCUCAGAGGACAAAGGGUGAAAUGGGGCCCUACAACACAAUGCAAGUAAUUUGCAGAAGUCAUGUUGAGAUUUAUAAGGCAGGAAUUCAGGCCACUCCCAGCUUCCUGAAAGACAGAUACUUGCUGGUUCGCUAUGAAGACAUUGUCAGAGACCCUCUGGCAAGGGCUGCUCAGAUGUACAGGUUUGCAGAACUACAUUUCACACCAGAACUUCAGAAGUGGGUGCACAACAUCACUCAUGGGAAGGGUCUCGGAGCACAGGCCUUUGUAAUUGGGUCCAGAGAUGCACAGAGAGUAUCUCAGGCCUGGAGGGAGACACUUCCCUUCCAGAAAAUAGAAAAAGUGCAAAAAGUGUGCAAGGAUGCAAUGGACUUGCUGGGCUAUCGGCUCGUUCAGUCUGAAGAAGAGCAAAAAAAUAUGUCACUGGAUCUUUUGUUUGCCCAGAACUCCUCUGAGUAUCAAACUCUGAAGGCAGAACAGCUGGUGUCUGUACCUACUCUCUGAAGACUGCCGAGGGCAGAACUGUCCACUAGAACAAAAGAGGACAGAGGUGCAGGCAUAGAAGCGUAAGAGCAUGUGCAUGGAUAUGCAUGGUUGCAAGGACAGGUAACAUAGGAAUCCUGACUGCAUUCACAAGAGCUCUCAGCAGCACAGGGUCACACUCUCUAAGGCCCCCUGGAGA